GAGAACCGGAAACCUUGGGCUCCCCGCAGCUCUGGGGAAGGCGCAGGCGCUUAGGCUUUCGCCGCACGCCCCACCGCCUGUCCUCUCACAUUCUUGGGCGUCGCAAGCUGUAUCGCGUAAAGGGCCUCAGCCAAAGAGGAGGCGGAAGUGACGGCCGGUUGGCUGACAGUCGCAGCUGCUGCGAGGCUGAAGCCGAAGUGGACUAUUCUUCUGGAGUUGCUGGUCCGUCACUUCUCAGGUAUCACCGAGAGCUCAGCAGCAAGACUGAACUGUACCACUUAGAAGAAUGGAAGCUAAUGCAUCUGUCGACAUGUUUUCAAAAGUCCUGGAGAAUCAAUUGCUUCAGACUACCAAACUAGUGGAAGAACAUUUAGAUUCUGAACUUCAGAAACUGGAUCAGAUGGACGAGGACGAAUUGGAACGCCUCAAAGAAAAGAGACUCGAGGCACUAAGGAAAGCUCAGCAGCAGAAACAAGAAUGGCUUUCAAAAGGACAUGGGGAAUAUAGAGAAAUCCCUAGUGAGAGGGACUUUUUUCAAGAAGUCAAGGAGAGUAAAAAAGUGGUUUGCCAUUUCUACAGAGACUCCACAUUCAGAUGUAAAAUCCUAGACCGACAUUUGGUGAUACUGUCCAAGAAGCAUCUUGAGACCAAAUUUUUGAAGUUAAAUGUGGAAAAGGCACCUUUCCUUUGUGAGAGGCUGCGCAUCAAAGUCAUCCCCACACUAGCCCUGGUGAAGGAUGGAAAGACACAAGAUCACAUUGUUGGGUUCACAGACCUAGGAAAUACAGAUGACUUCACCACAGAAACUUUAGAAUGGAGGCUCGGUUGUUCUGACAUCCUUAACUACAGUGGAAAUUUAAUGGAGCCACCAUUUCAGAGCCAAAAGAAAUUUGGAACAAACUUCACAAAGUGGGAAAAGAAAACUAUCCGAGGAAAGAAAUAUGAUUCGGACUCUGAUGAUGAUUAGAGAUCAGUUAUAAUUCUUUGUAAAUUGUCUUUUUAUUUCUGCUCACUUUAGAAUUAGAUGUGUUUUCUAAAUUCUGUUGAUUUCAAUGCAUUGGUCAUCUAGUGCUCAUAUUCUGGAGUUUUACACAUAUCACACAGAAAGACAUCUUUAAUAUUUUCUGUGUGGAGCUCAUGUUUAAGUUGAGGAAAACUUCUGUGUUCUUAAAUGAUCUGGAAAGGGUCUGGAUUCUCUAUUUUUGCGAUUGAUUUUUAUUGCAAUAUGAUUUUUAUGUCUUUAUACCAUUCACAAUUGUGUUUUUAAUCUACUGGAUUGGAAAUAGAAAUUCAACAAACUAUUCCAGGACUAAUUCUCACACAUUAUUUAUUUUAUACAACAGGUCAAGUAACAUUUACAUGGCACUUGUAAAUGAAUUAUGAAAAACACUCUUCACUUCUGGAAUAUAUUUAAAUAACUAUUAAAGAGCUGCUUAUUUA
Pteropus alecto (black flying fox) is the source of this 1440-nucleotide messenger RNA. It is a transcript of the gene TXNDC9, whose product is annotated as thioredoxin domain containing 9. The transcript has 5 exons. NCBI's taxonomy places the organism in Eukaryota, Metazoa, Chordata, Mammalia, Chiroptera, Pteropodidae. Bases 287 to 967 code for a protein of 226 amino acids. Gene Ontology annotation, cellular component: cytoplasm. The record is from RefSeq and is a predicted model, not a curated record. Gene Ontology annotation, biological process: microtubule cytoskeleton organization.